Molecule: messenger RNA, 7242 nt
Organism: Malurus melanocephalus (red-backed fairy wren)
Lineage: Eukaryota; Metazoa; Chordata; Aves; Passeriformes; Maluridae
Gene: ZBED4
Product: zinc finger BED-type containing 4
Exons: 3
Coding region: 932-4450 (1172 amino acids)
Molecular function (GO): protein dimerization activity; DNA binding
Source: RefSeq, a predicted model, not a curated record
UUUUCAAUAAUUAUUCUGCUUACCUGUUGCUGUAAUUUCGUAUUCUGUUUUCUGAAUCAGUGUUUGCCUCUAAAGAAAAUAAGCUGAGAUCCCACUAAAAUUACCUUUUUUUUGUUAUUCUUCUCACAAAAAUAAACAGUCAAGAAAACCCAAACAUUUAUUUGAGUUAAAUGAACUGUUUGGUUUGACUUGAAACUAUAGUCAUCUUUAACCAGUCACAGAGGGGUAAAAUGGGAAUGGAAGGGUUGGGAGAUUUUGGUGUUGUUUUUUAAAGACGUCAGGGAGCACAAAGAUGCAUAUUUGUACUUUAUCUUGCCUGUAGUCUGAUGGCUGUGGCACUUGGAAGGAAUGUGGGAGAGCCAGGUUCAUUUCCCUGCUUUGCCUCAGGAGCUUUAUCCAYGUCUGAGGAGAGUUCCCUAACAGCUCCACUGGGCACCCUGCGUCGGAUACAAUCAUCUCAUUAAGAUUGAGUAACAAGUAUUUAACCUCAAAUGAAGACGCCUGCCUGCAGUGGAGUAAAUGUAUGGUGUAAAAGAAUCUCAGUUGCCCAAUCAAGAUGAACAGAAUGGCUUUCUUCAACAAGAAAACWGAACAUUCAUUUUUUAGGAACAUUUUAUAUCUACAACAUGAAACAUUUAGUAGUAGCUGUCUUUGAGGACAUUGAUCUAUGACGUGAAAUAUUCUGAUCCUGGGAAAAAAUGGGAUUCCAUUAAUUAAGUCUAUAAUUUUUAAGUGCAUUUUCAUGACUAAUUAUAUUUGUUUAUGCACAACAUGGAUACAGAAUUAAUGAACCAGAGAUUAUUUUAACACAUGCAUACAUUUUGUUUUUACAUUCAGUAUCCAAGAUACAUAAUUUUAAUCAAAUUUUAAAUGAUCUUUUAAGUUAUCUAUAUUUAUUAAUAAAUGAAGUCUUGGCAAGAAUUUAUCAUCCAUGGACAUGAGUAAAGCAGAUUCCUCCGGAAUGGAUGAUAAUUUUGUAUUGGGUAAAAUCAAUAACUUGAAAGUAGAGCAAGAAGACGACAGCAUUAACUGUACUCUAGAAAGAACGGAUAUAAAGACAGAACAAGAUGAUUUCAAACAUGUGGACAGCAGUGAUGAACAGGAAGACAAAGAAAAAAGCUUCAUUAGCAACAACCCUGGCAAAUAUUUGUCUGCAGAAAAUGAAGACGAUUAUGGAUCUCUUUUUUCUCAGUAUAGUAAUACGCUGUAUGAUGUAGCAAUGGAAGCUGUGACACAAAGCCUCCUUUCUAGCAGAAACAUAAGCUCCAGAAAAAAGUCACCUGCUUGGAACCAUUUUUUUAUAUCUCCUAGAGAUAGCACUAAAGCAAUAUGUAUGUACUGUAUGAAAGAAUUUAGCAGGGGUAAAAAUGAAAAGGAUCUGAGUACAAGUUGUCUCAUGAGACAUGUGAGGAGAGCACAUCCCACUGUACUAAUUCAAGAAAAUGGAACUAUGCCAGGUAUAUCUUCCUUUUCAUCGUCUACAUUACUGCUGCCACCUCAGUCUGCAGAUGUUGGAGAUCUGAGUUCUAUGUUAUCCCCCAUAAAACUGGUGAAGAAAAUGGCUUCUAAAAUGCCAUCUCCAGAUCGUAUGAUUGAGGAAUCUGUUUCUAUUGUUUCUUCUGAAGAAAUAUCAGAUCUCUCAGUUUCUGAAAAGUGCAGCAAAGAAGAAGUUAUGGUUGGUACAUCUCCGCAGCAAACCAACAACCAGUAUGAUGACACUGUUGAGAAUGUAGCAGAAAAAACAGUUGUAAUUCCAAAGAGUGCAUCAGGUUCUAGAAGGAGAUCUGCAGUCUGGAAACACUUUUAUUUGUCACCUCUAGAUAAUUCUAAAGCUGUUUGCAUCCACUGCAUGAAUGAAUUCAGUAGAGGAAAAAAUGGAAAAGACCUAGGAACAAGUUGUUUAAUAAGACACAUGUGGAGAGCCCAUCGUUCCAUCGUCCUGCAAGAGAAUGGGGGUGGUACCAGCAUACCACCUCUCUACACCGCACCUCCUACUCUCUUGCCAUCUUUACUACCAUCAGAGAGUGAUCUGAAUUCUAUGUCAUCCUCUCCGGGAAAACUAAUGAAAGAGCCAACUUCUGUUUCCUCUUCUCCAGACAGAAUCUCAGAGGAAAUCCAUACUAAUCUCACUUCUGGAGAUGGUCUAGUAGAAGACUCAAUGCUGUCAUCUUCUGAUGAUAUAGGUGAAGUCUCCUUUGUUUCAUCUCCUGAAAAACAGUGUGAGGGAUUAGGUCCACUAAUAUUUGAACCUACUGCUGUGUUUCAGCAAAAUAAGAGGAUUAUGAAAAGACUUAAGUCAGAAGUCUGGCACCACUUUUCACUCUCACCUGCAGACAGUCUAAAAGCAGUAUGCAGAUACUGCAGUUGUAUGAUAAGUCGUGGUAAGAAAGGAGAUGUGGGCACAAGCUGCUUAAUGAGACAUCUAUACAGACGCCAUCCUGAUGUAAUUGGAAACCAAAAGAGCUUUCUUGAUGUGAGUUUGGCAAAUUCUCCUUAUGCUACUUUGGCUUCUGCAGAAUGYUCAUCCUCAAAGUUGACUGACUUGCCUACAAUGGUUACACAUGAUAAUCAAAUUAUAUUUCCUGUUAAUAGUAAGAAGACCUCAAAACUGUGGAAUCACUUUUCAAUUUGUUCUGCAGAUUCAACAAAAGUGAUAUGUACACACUGUGGACGUAUAAUAAGUAGGGGGAAAAAGCCAACAAACCUAGGCACGAGUUGCCUUCUAAGACAUUUGCAGCGGUUUCAUAACAAUGUAUUGAAAACUGAUGUCCCAGAGACAGUAUUAUCCUCAUCUACGGAUAAUCACAUGCCACUCCGCACAGAACUACUAGGAUCUUCAAAUUUUGAUGAAACCAAUGACAAGUUUUGUGACUCUCACCCAGUUGCCAAAAAAAUCACAAGUCUUGUAGCCGAAAUGAUUGCACUUGACCUUCAGCCAUAUUCUUUUGUAGACAACAUUGGCUUUAACAGGCUGCUUGAAUAUUUGCAACCUCAGUAUUCUUUACCUUCCCCAUCUUACUUUUCUAGGACAGCAAUUCCAGAUAUGUAUGAUAAUGUAAAACAAAUAAUUACUUCACAUCUUAAAGAAGCUGAAAGUGGAGUGAUCCAUUUUACAUCUGGAAUAUGGAUGAGYAACCAAACACGAGAAUAUCUAACCCUGACCGCUCACUGGGUAACAUUUGAGUCUUCAUUUCGACCACAGUGUGAGGAUUACCAUUGUUCAGCACUAUUAAAUGUAUCGCAGAUCGAUUGCGACUACAAUGGAAUCAGUAUUCAAAAGCAGUUAGAAUACUGGUGGGAAACAUGGAUUACUUCCAUUGGACUUCAGAUUGGGAUUACUGUUACUGAUAAUCAGAGUAUAGAGAAAACUUUAAAUGAAGGUGAUCAUUCAAGUGUACAAUGUUUUAGUCACACUGUUAAUGUAAUUGUAAAUGAGGCUAUUAAAAGCCAGAGAAUGGUUCAGAAUUUGCUUAGUAUUGCAAGAAAGAUCUGUGAACGUGUCCAUCGGUCAGCAAAAGCAAAAGAGAAGUUAGCUGAAUUACAAAAAGAGUAUGAGUUGCCUCAGCAUCAGUUAAUACAAGAUGUUCCAUCCAAGUGGAAUACAUCAUUUCAUAUGCUUGAACGUCUUAUUGAACAGAAAAGAGCAAUUGAUGAAAUGUCAAUAGAGUGCAGCUUUCGGGAGCUAAUAAGUUGUGAUCAGUGGGAAGUCAUGCAGUCGGUGUGUCACGCUCUCAAACCUUUCGAAGCUGCGAGUAGGGAGAUGAGUACCCACAUGUCUACUCUAAGCCAAGUGAUUCCAAUGAUUCAUAUACUUAACAGAAAAAUAGAAAUGCUGUUUGAGGAAACUAUGGGCAUAGAYACUAUGCUGAAAUCUUUGAAAGAAGCUAUGGUGAGUAGAUUGUCCUCCACACUUCAUGAUCCAAGAUACAUUUUUGCUACACUUCUGGAUCCCCGGUAUAAAACAUCAUUAUUUACAGAAGAGGAGGCUGAACAAUAUAAACAAGACUUAAUCAGGGAGCUGGAAAUAAUGAGUUCUACCUCAGAUGAUGAUAAACCUGUUUCCAAUGGAUGUGAUAUAGGUUCACCAUCUACAAAUUCAUAUGGGGAAGAUAAUCUUUGGUCGCUCAUGGGUGACAUGAAGAAAACAAAAGACCUGAAAGAGAGAGCAAAGUUACCAGAGGAAAUGGUGCUUUCUUACUUGGAGGAAGAAGUGCUUGAGCAUAACUGUGAUCCUCUAACUUACUGGAACUUUAAGAAGUCAUCUUGGCCAGUACUGUCAAAAUUGGCUGUCAGGUUCUUGGGUUGUCCACCAAGCAUUGUUCCUUCAGAGAGAUUGUUCAAUACAUCCAAUGAAAGCAACAACUUUAGUCAGUCAAGGUUAAUGAUUGAACACUUUGAAAAGCUUAUCUUUUUGAAAGUGAAUCUUCCUUUAAUAUACUUCCAGUAUUGAAACUAAUGAACAAACUGCUAGACUAAAUCCGUUGUUGCUCACUGGAUAUUAACUAUCUAUAGCUCAGAUUUUUAAAUUGCUCCAGUAGGGGCCAUGUAUGACAUCUAAUCAGUGACUAUAAUUCCAAAUUUUAGGUUCAUUUUUUUCAGCUUUCAAUAUGUCUACAUGUGCCUUAUUCAUAGUACUUCAGGCCAGAUAUUGUAUAUAUGUUUUUUAAAAGUUCACACUAGAGAUAGCCUGCCUCGUCAAAUUAUACAAAAUUAUGUAGGUUUUAAUCCAUAAUUGUAAAUGAACUUUAAAAAAGCUCAGUCAUUUGUUUUAAUAGAAUGGCAAAAAAAAAGAUGUAAACAGUUCUAUUCUGUAGUUUUUUAUUCAAUUAUUAUGUAAAAAACCAUAAACCAGGUACUGUAUUUUAGUUGAACAUUGCUUUAAUUGCAAGAAAACAGAUUUUGUAGUUGUCAAAAGAAAGCUGUACAUGAAAGAUGGGGUUCAAGCUGUCUUUUUAUCAUAUGGUGUUUUUAACUGCAAGCCCUAAAGUACUUAAAGGAUUAAGAAGAGUUAUUGAGGAAGAUGUGUUUACAGGAGACUGUUGACUUAAUAUCAGAAAAUAAAUCUUAAAAUUAAGAUGAUAUGGAAUGUCAAUUAUACAGCAAUCCAUAGUAAAACUUCCUAUUCUGGGUUCUCCUGUUCAGGUUUUACAUUUUAAAUGAAUUACAGAAAUAUUCUGGGUAUUUAUAAAAGGUCUUUGGAAGUUCUCUCAAAGUUUGUGAAUUAAUGCUUGUUAUUUAAUGCCGUGUACAAAAAAGGCAACUUACCACAGAGACUCUAAUGUCAUUCUGAAGCCUUUUCUAAUCUUUAGUGCAUCAAAACUGUAAGGUCCCUAUUGUAAAAAUUGAGCCCUUACUCCUAAUGUAAUUUCAAUUGUGUAGAACAGCCUGUCUUAAAGCUCCUAGUACAGAACUGAAUCUUCUGGUUUUCAGUAAUAGCCUUAUGGAUAUGGUGCACUGCUUAGGACWUUAUGUAGUAGGGUUGAUUUUUAACUGUUGGUGUCCAUCAGGCAAACGGGAUAUAGAGCCCUUAAAACUUCAAAUAAGAUGGAAAAAAUAGCCAGCAUUUUCAUUUGAAAGGAAUAUUCUCCUUAGUUUAACUCUAGAAAGAUUCAUGUUUUCAUUUCAGUUUUCACUGAAAACAUUUUUGGGAAACAAGUCAUUUGCCUAUGACCUUUUAGAAAAGUUGUAGCUUUGUUAAAAUACUCUACCUAUGCCUAAUCUAAUUUUGCAUUUACUAUGUUUUAGUGUAUUUAUAAAUGGUGAACUCAGUUUCUGAAAUUAAACAUUUUAUUUGCAAUUUUCCAAUGGUAGUCAACACUGCCUUUUAUUUUCAGAUGGAUUUAAGACAACAGUUGAAUAAAAAUGAAUUCAGACAAUGGUAAUCAUAAAUAUACUACAGAACAAGUUAUGUGAAAAGAUGGAUUUUCCAUUUACCUCUUGGACUUGAGCCUGGAUUCUGUUCUUUUCAUUUUCCAAAAGCUGUUUUAACCUCAGGAAAAUUUGUUGAAUUACUUCCCAAAUGGCUCUGGUUUCCAUGUGUYGUUUCUCUAAACAUUUUAUGGUUUCAGGUAUUUCAAGUGUUAUUCCAUGAUGUUAUGUUUAUACCUGUACUAUUUAGGUAAAUUACUACAUAGUGUACUUGGGAAAGACUAAUGGUGUUUUUUUCCCUGCAGUAUUUUAAAAGGUAAUUUUUACGUCUAUCAAGAGUAAGCAUCUCUUUGUUCUUUUGUGUAGGGUUAAAUGAGAACAGCAGACUUUUUUCUGCAGUAAUAAAACAAUUUGUUCUAGUUUUUAUAUAGUUGGAAGUAGGUGAGUUUGAAGCGGCUUAUUGGGAAACAUGUUUAAAUGAUUACUGGUUAAUUAUUAGCUCAGUUUUUUUUUCCCUACUUUUCAACUGUGAAUAUAACCUUGACCCUUGUAAAGGAGAUUUUUAAUCUCUCCAAACCAGUGGAGAGAGGAUGAAAAAAAACAUUUUUCUUUCUAAACAAGUGAUACAGUUUUCACUCAAGGCUUGAAUGUAAAUACAGCCUAUGAUUUAAAGCAUUGUGGAAUUACAUCAAACGAGGAGCAAUGCUGGCAGUGAACAAGCUUACCUGAAAAUCACGGUUGUCUGGAUGCAAGCAUCUUGGGGAGUCUCUAAAGCUCCUGUCAAACUCCCUGCGUGGAAAGUGGUUGUAAUGCCAUUUUGUAGCCUCAUAUUUGCUUCUCAUACAGAUAAUUAAUUACAUAGUCAUGUUUGGUUUUUUUUUUUGGUCAAAAAUUACUGAGAACACAAGAACUAGUCACUAUUUUUAUUAGUAAAAUUUUAUCAGUCUAAGUUAGUCUACUUUGUUAAUACCCGUGAUUUCCGUUUUUCAUUUUUGCUUGGUUUGAUUUGGUUUUUUGAAUGGCUUAGUUCUUAAGAUCACAGUGUUUCAGUGUCAGUUUGGUUUAGAAUUAAUUAAAGGCUUAUGUUAGAAUUUUUAAAGAUAAUGCACAGGCCCCAAAGGCCUUAAAUUGAAACACUUAAUUCUUCAAUAAAAAUAGGAGAAACUKAGAAGACAAAGCUGCUAUUCUCAGUUGUAAGCCUUGAUCCUUCUAUAGGAGUUACGGGUGCGUCUCCUUCAGUUCAGGCACUGCUGCCUGUGAGGAAAGAAUGACUCCAAAAGAAGUGCUGAAAGCUUUAAUUGAAGCUUGAGGUAAGUUACUGAGUGUGUUUUGUGUUUGGUUUGCUUUAUUAUUUUAAUGUAAAAUCUCAGUGAU